AAUCUGACGCGGAACACUUGAACUGUACGAUUGCCCGCUGGUUUCGGAAGCGGCUGAACUAUCAGAUUCUACCUUUUAUUUUAAGACCGUUUUAAUCUGAGGCUAGUGUUAUUGCUAAUUGUUGUCAUUUGCUUUCCGUAAUAAAUAUUUACUACUUAUUCGGAAUUUAGUGCAUUCGUUAUUAUCGUGAAAAAUGUCCAGUACUGCUUUAACUGCGAUUUCUGUGGCGGUAGGAGUAUUUUUCGUAUUCUUUGGGACGUUAAAGCUUGGUCCAUUAUUUUCCGAUGAGCUGUAUCGCAGUGUGAGAAAAAACUUCAUUAGGAUGUUCAAGACGUUUCCAUUUAGUUCGUUUACUGGGUGGAAUCCGAAUCCUCAUGUAAUUAGACGAGUUUAUGGAACGACUGAAGUUGUCGGUGGUAUUGUACUUGCAGCUUGUUCUGGGAUUGCACAGGAUGUCAGCAAUGUUAUACUACUUAGUCUUAUGCUAUUCCAUCUAUUUAGUAUAUGGCGCGUAGCAGAUGGACUAAAAGAAGCUUCUAAUCUCAUUGUUUUAUGUUUGAUGCUAACAUGCAGGUUUAUUAUACGGAUUCAACUUAUUCAAAAGAAUGAAGAGGUGACGGAAAAUAAUGAAUAUAUUAAGAAUGAUAUAAGAAGACGAAUUGUUCUCCUACAGGAGGAAUUACAGAAAAUGAACACUUUUAAUAAUAAUAAUAAUAAUAAUAAUAAUAAUAAUAAUAAUGAUAAUAAUAAUAAUAAUAAUAAUAAUAAUAAUAAUAGCAACAACACCAAUAAAACAGAAAACGACACACACAAAUUAGAAUGAAGUUUAUAUAUUCCAGUUGAAUAAAUCAUGACUUUUUCGUAUUGUAAAGGAUAAUGUCAAUGCAUUUAUUUUGUUGUCCUUUCAUCAAUGUCUUAUUUGUAAUUUAAUUUAAUGCUUCGAUUGUUUUUCUAUGUUAGCCAUAUAUAUAAUCUGAAUAAACUUACGUUUUGCAAUAAGUUGAAUACGUAAUCUGUCAAACAAACAUGCGAACUUUUGUAUAAACUUCAUUUUACGGAAAUUCAUGGUACAUCCGUCUUACUCCUCUUCCCUAUUUGUAACAAUACAGCUGCCCCAUCUCCGUUUCCGUUAUUAGAAAUAUUUCUUGAACUCAAAAAGAUGAGACUGGCUUCGUCUUCUAGAAUUAUUGUAGAAUUAUAUGCACAAAUGGUCCACCUAGAUUUAGUUUACUACUAAUCUUACACACAGUUAGUCGACUGCUGUCAAACAAAAAACUCCACAUGUUUAAUGUUUCGAAAAACAAAGCUGACCAUUCACCCUGGCCGUGGACCAUCCAUUACUGAAACUUGAACCAUUUAAAAUGAGCUGCUACCUGCAAUUCGUUAAGUCUACACUACCAACAUGUAAUAAAUUUUCCGACUUCUUAUAAAAUAUCACCAAACGCCGCG
Schistosoma spindalis is the source of this 1449-nucleotide messenger RNA. Lineage: Eukaryota; Metazoa; Platyhelminthes; Trematoda; Strigeidida; Schistosomatidae. The record is from the annotation of a GenBank genome assembly.